Messenger RNA from Morchella sextelata, 891 nucleotides. RefSeq lists its product as uncharacterized. The coding region runs from base 1 to 891 and encodes 296 amino acids. The transcript has a single exon. NCBI's taxonomy places the organism in Eukaryota, Fungi, Ascomycota, Pezizomycetes, Pezizales, Morchellaceae. The record is from RefSeq and is a predicted model, not a curated record.
AUGGCAGACCAGGUUCCCACUCCACCACAAGCGACCACUCCAAUUGCAACUCCUACGCGCCGUACCCCUUCGGAUGUCUGGCGUGAGAUUGAGGAUGGGUACAUCAACCCCCCGCCACUCUCGCCACGCCGUCAACGCUUGCAAGAACAGAUUCCGGGUCCAGAUACACCUGGGUUUCCUGGUACAACCAAUCACCACCAAUUGAGCCCAAAAGAACGGCACUUUCAGAGUCCAGAUGCCCCAGCUAAUUCUCCUCCCCGUACACCACCAAAACAGUACCCGCAAAGAAGUCCGAGCUCCAUUUGGCGCCACAUUCGCUCCGGCUAUGGCCCCGACCAUAACUCCAAUGCCUCUUCUUCUCCUCCGGAGGACAUUGAUGAUAUUACACCGAAGGGAAACAGCGAAGGAUCUGCAUCUUCUAGUAACCAGGAACCUUCGUUAGUACCUGAUACCCACGAUUCUCAUCCUCAAUCUACCUGUCCUGUUCAACCCAAGUAUUAUCAGAGUGUUUUCCGGGAACAUUUCGAUGGGUUUCCACCAGCUCAAGCCAAAAAGCCUCCUAGACGGGGGUUGAUUACUGGUGGAGGUGCUGGCGGGCGGAGAGAUGUAUACUACGAUGGCACGUUGGGCGAGUGGAGAGCUAUUCCCCCAAUUCAUGUCGAUACUGAUUCGGAGUCGGAUAAGAACUCCGAGAAGGCAGAAGAGGAAGAGGGUGCCGGAGGGGUGGGUGGAAAGCGGAAAAAGACGGAAAACAAAUUGAAGAAAGCAGUGAACUGUGUUGUCGGUGCCUUGAUCAAGGGGAAGGAGGAUAAAGAUGAUGAACCGGAUAAGAGCGACAGGUUAGAUAGGCCGAUCGAGGAGCCAAUCUUUGGAUUCGAAAGCAUCUAUUAG